Gracilinanus agilis (Agile Gracile Mouse Opossum) is the source of this 1014-nucleotide messenger RNA. RefSeq names its product zinc finger protein 594-like. NCBI's taxonomy places the organism in Eukaryota, Metazoa, Chordata, Mammalia, Didelphimorphia, Didelphidae. The coding region runs from base 1 to 1014 and encodes 337 amino acids. Gene Ontology annotation, molecular function: DNA-binding transcription repressor activity, RNA polymerase II-specific. Gene Ontology annotation, biological process: negative regulation of transcription by RNA polymerase II. The transcript is spliced from 4 exons. The record is from RefSeq and is a predicted model, not a curated record.
AUGGCGACUGCAGUGGGUGGGGUGCGGGCGAUGAGGAGCAAGAGGCUGAUGGCAGCCUGGAGAAGUCAUACUUUAAAGAGAGCCCAUGAAUGUAAUGAGUAUGGAAAAGUCUUUAGUCAGGGAUCAAAUCUUACCAUUCACCAAAGAAUUCAUACGGGAAAGAAACCCUAUAUAUGUGAUGAAUGUGGGAAAGGUUUUAAUCAGAGCUCUAAUCUCUGUAGACAUCAGAGAAUUCAUAGCGGGGAGAAUCCCUAUGAAUGUCGUGAAUGUGGAAGAGCCUUUGGGGGGACCUUCAAUCAGAGCUCAGAUGUCAUUAUACACCAUCGAAUUCACACUGGAGAGAAACCCUACAAAUAUAAUAAAUGUGGGAAAGCCUUUAGUCAGAGUUCACACCUUGUUACACACACGAGAAUUCAUACUGGGGAGAAACCCUAUGAAUGUAAUGAAUGUGGAAAAACAUACAGACAGAGUUCACUCCUUAUUCAACACCAGAGGAUCCACAAUGGAGAGAAACCUUAUAGAUGUCACAAAUGUGGAAAAGCCUUCAGUGGGCACACAGUCUUUCUUAAGCAUCAGAGACUUCAUGCUAAACUUUAUGAAUGUAAUGAGUGUGGGAAAGCCUUCCGGUGUAGCUCAGAUCUGAUUAGACAUCAGAUAACUCACACUGGUGAGAAACCCUAUGAAUAUAAUGAAUGUGGCGAAGCUUUCAGUCAGAACUCAAUCCUUAUAAAACAUCAGAGAAAUCACACGGGAGAAAAGCCUUAUAAAUGUAGUGAAUGUGGGAAAGCAUUUAGGAGGAGCUCACAACUUAUUCAGCAUCAGAGAAUUCAUAGUAGAAAGAAGCCCUAUGAAUGCAAUGAAUGUGGAAAAACAUUUAAUCAAAGUUCAGAUCUUAAUAGACAUAGAAUUCAUAGUGGAGAAAAACCCUAUGAAUGUAAUGAAUGUGGGAAAGCCUUCAGGUGGAGCUCAGAUCUUGGUAGGCAUCAGAAAAAUUCAUAUUGGAAAGAACAUUAG